Molecule: messenger RNA, 2349 nt
Organism: Oryctolagus cuniculus (rabbit)
Lineage: Eukaryota; Metazoa; Chordata; Mammalia; Lagomorpha; Leporidae
Gene: ANKMY2
Product: ankyrin repeat and MYND domain containing 2
Molecular function (GO): protein binding
Source: RefSeq, a predicted model, not a curated record
CAUCGCGCUGCGUCCCCAGCUUGCCCAGGAGCAAGAUCGCCUUCAAGCUGGCGGCAGCCAUGGUUCACAUACAGAAAGGCGAGCUGACUCCGGAGGAAAAGGAGCUGCUGGAGGCCAUCGGGAAAGGUACUGUUCAAGAAGCUGGGACACUAUUAUCCAGCAAGAAUGUUCGUGUCAACUGUUUGGAUGAGAAUGGAAUGAGUCCUCUGAUGCACGCAGCGUAUAAGGGAAAACUUGACAUGUGCGAGUUGCUACUGCGCCACGGAGCCGACGUAAAUUGUCAUCAGCACGAACAUGGCUACACGGCCCUCAUGUUUGCCGCGCUCUCGGGUAACAAAGACAUCACAUGGGCCAUGCUGGAAGCUGGGGCAGAGACGGAUGUGGUCAACUCCGUAGGCAGAACAGCAGCUCAGAUGGCAGCCUUUGUGGGUCAACAUGACUGUGUGACCAUAAUCAACAAUUUCUUUCCACGAGAGAGACUGGAUUAUUACACCAAGCCCCAGGGACUGGAUAAAGAGCCAAAGCUGCCCCCGAAGUUGGCAGGCCCGCUGCAUAAGGUCAUCACCACCACGAACCUUCACCCUGUCAAGAUCGUGAUGCUGGUGAAUGAGAACCCCCUGCUGGCGGAAGAAGAGGCCCUGAAAAAGUGCUACAGAGUGAUGGACUUGAUCUGUGAGAAGUGCAUGAAGCAGAGAGACAUGAACGAAGUGUUAGCCAUGAAAAUGCACUACCUCAGCUGCAUCUUUCAGAAAUGCAUGAACUUCCUAAAAGAUGGAGAGAACAAACUGGACACCUUGAUCAAAAGCUUGCUAAGGGGCCGCGCUGCUGACGGCUUCCCAGUGUAUCAAGAGAAAGUCGUGAGAGAGAGCAUCAGGAAGUUCCCGUACUGCGAAGCCACGCUCCUGCAGCAGCUGGUGCGAAGCAUCGCCCCUGUGGAAAUUGGCUCCGAUCCCACUGCAUUCUCCGUCCUCACCCAAGCCAUCACUGGGCAGGUGGGUUUUGUGGAUGUUGAAUUUUGCACCACCUGUGGAGAAAAAGGAGCAAGUAAACGGUGUUCAGUUUGCAAAAUGGUAAUCUACUGUGAUCAAACCUGCCAGAAGACACACUGGUUUGCGCAUAAGAAAAUCUGUAAGACUCUGAAGGACGUCUACGAGAAGCAACAAUCAGAAGCUGCCAAAGAGAAGAGUCGAGAGGAGACCAAUGGCAAACUUGACGUCAAUUCCAAUUGUGUGGAUGAAGAGCAGCCAGAAGCCGCAGUGGGAGACCCCCAGGAGGAUCCCAGUCCGAAGGACUGUGUGGACGGGGAGAAAGAGCCUCGCCCGAGUGAGGCUGGGGUGGAAGGCGGACGGGAUGGCCCCGCAGAUCCACAGGCGUCUGAGGAGUGAAACGCACUGCAGGUGUCUGCACGGAUGGCCCACACCCUGGCUGGCAGCCCGGAAACUCUUGUGACUGUGUCCUUGAUGCCCGUGACACCUGCAUGGCCCCAGGCGGGACUCCACAUUGCGUAGAAUAGAGGCUUUCUCCGGUAGCCUGUUGGCCUCACCCUCACGUCUGCUUCGUGGCUGUUCUACGAUAGAACAGAUAUUCCCUAUGGAAAACGUUUGCUUUCAAAACCCAGAGAAACCAUGUCUAGGCCCUUUUGGAGGCCGGCUCCCCAGCCGUGGCUCUCAAAGGAAAAUAAAUCCCCUGUAAGAUGAAAAUGUUACCUCCAGGGAACAAAGGGACCAGCAGAGUGGACGUGGGGGAGAGGAGAUUUUCAGGGAAGGCAGAGGCGCGAAGCCUGACAUGGAACAUUGGAAAACUGUAACUUACGUGUGGAUCAAGGUCAUCGAAAGAGCGUUCACAGGAGCAAGGUUCCACUUUGUAAGACGCAGCGAGAUGGUGCAAAGCUGGAGGCUUCAGUGCCGCAGCCGAGCUAAUUUUAGUUUUCCAUAGAAAUUAUCCUGGGCAGUCUAACUUGAGGCAGUUCCUAGCAUCGGGACCUUCAGAAAUGUCAGAUGCCUCAGAAAGAAAGAAGGCCUCGCCAGGAUAUCUCAGCAUGUGCUUAAAAAAAAAAUUGUUCCUGAACCUUCUGAUUAAAUGAUGCACUAAACACAGUAUGUACACAAUUAAUGUAAAACAAAUUCCUGUGCCAUACUCUGCCCAACUCUGUCUUCCUUGCAAGCUUUUCAGGGGGAUCCUGCUGUCCAGAGACUGACGGCUCAUUUAGAAAAGAUGCCACCAUCCACGUGUAGCCACCCUGGUGUCUGAGCAGAGCUAGAAUGUGAUGUCUGAAGAUAGUGCUGUGUCUCCGAGGCUGCUUUCGUGCUGAUUUUAAAAUAAAUUGUGCCUACUGAUACAAACAGCUCA